AUGACUUCUCCAGAUGCUGAGAUGGCCGCCUUUGGGGAGGCGGCUCCUUACCUCCGAAAGUCAGAAAAGGAGAGAAUUGAGGCCCAGAACAAGCCUUUUGAUGCCAAGUCAUCGGUCUUUGUGGUGCAUCCUAAGGAAUCCUUUGUGAAAGGAACAAUCCAGAGCAGGGAGUCAGGGAAGGUCACUGUCAAGACUGAAGGUGGAGAGACCCUGACUGUGAAGGAAGAUCAGAUCUUCUCCAUGAACCCUCCCAAGUACGAUAAAAUCGAGGACAUGGCCAUGAUGACCCACCUCCACGAACCCGCUGUGCUGUACAACCUCAAAGAGCGUUACGCAGCCUGGAUGAUCUACACCUACUCGGGUCUCUUCUGCGUCACUGUCAACCCCUACAAGUGGCUGCCGGUGUACAACCCGGAGGUGGUGUUGGCCUACCGAGGCAAGAAGCGCCAGGAGGCCCCUCCACACAUCUUCUCCAUCUCUGACAAUGCCUAUCAGUUCAUGCUGACUGAUCGUGAGAACCAGUCAAUCCUGAUCACCGGAGAAUCCGGUGCUGGGAAGACUGUGAACACAAAGCGUGUCAUCCAGUACUUUGCAACAAUUGCAGCGAGUGGGGAGAAGAAGAAGGAGGAACAGUCAGGCAAAAUGCAGGGAACGCUUGAGGAUCAAAUCAUCAGCGCUAACCCACUGCUGGAGGCCUUUGGAAAUGCCAAGACCGUGAGGAACGACAACUCCUCCCGCUUUGGCAAAUUCAUCAGAAUCCACUUUGGGGCCACGGGCAAACUGGCUUCUGCCGACAUUGAAACCUAUCUGCUGGAGAAGUCCAGAGUCACUUUCCAGCUCAAGGCAGAAAGAAGUUACCACAUAUUCUAUCAGAUCAUGUCCAACAAGAAGCCAGAGCUAAUUGACAUGCUCCUUAUUACCACCAACCCUUUUGAUUUCCACUACGUGAGCCAAGGUGAGGUCACUGUUCCCAGCAUUGAUGACCAGGAGGAGCUCAUGGCUACAGAUAGUGCCAUUGACAUCCUGGGCUUCACUGCUGAUGAAAAGACCGCCAUCUACAAGCUGACGGGGGCUGUCAUGCACUAUGGGAACCUGAAGUUCAAGCAGAAACAACGAGAAGAGCAGGCAGAGCCCGAUGGCACAGAAGUUGCUGACAAGGCUGCCUACCUGAUGGGUCUGAACUCAGCUGAUCUGCUCAAAGCCCUGUGUUAUCCUCGAGUCAAAGUUGGGAAUGAAUUUGUGACCAAAGGUCAAACUGUGGAGCAGGUGAACAAUUCAGUGGGUGCUUUGGCAAAGGCUGUCUAUGAGAGGAUGUUCCUGUGGAUGGUGGUUCGCAUCAACCAGCAGCUGGAUACCAAACAACCCAGACAGUACUUCAUUGGUGUCCUGGACAUUGCUGGUUUUGAGAUCUUUGAUUUCAACAGCUUUGAGCAGCUGUGCAUCAACUUCACCAAUGAGAAACUGCAACAGUUCUUCAACCACCACAUGUUCGUGCUGGAGCAGGAGGAGUACAAGAAGGAGGGAAUUGAAUGGGAGUUCAUUGACUUUGGGAUGGACCUGGCUGCCUGCAUUGAGCUCAUUGAGAAGCCCAUGGGCAUCUUCUCCAUCCUGGAAGAGGAGUGCAUGUUCCCCAAGGCAACUGACACCUCUUUCAAGAACAAGCUCUACGACCAACAUCUGGGCAAGUCCAACAACUUCCAGAAGCCCAAACCUGCCAAAGGCAAGGCUGAGGCCCACUUCUCCCUGGUGCACUAUGCUGGCACAGUGGACUACAACAUCUCUGGCUGGCUUGAGAAGAACAAGGACCCCCUGAAUGAAACUGUCAUUGGGUUGUACCAGAAAUCAUCACUGAAAACACUGGCCUUACUCUUUGCCUCCUAUGGUGGAGCAGAUGCAGAGGCUGGUGGUGGUGGCAAAAAGGGUGGCAAGAAGAAGGGUUCUUCCUUCCAGACUGUAUCAGCACUUUUCCGGGAGAAUUUAAACAAGCUGAUGGCUAACCUGAGAAGCACUCACCCCCAUUUUGUACGAUGCAUCAUCCCAAAUGAAACAAAAACACCUGGUGCUAUGGAGCAUGAGCUGGUGCUGCAUCAGCUGCGGUGCAACGGUGUGCUGGAAGGGAUCAGAAUUUGCAGGAAAGGAUUCCCCAGCAGAGUCCUGUAUGCUGAUUUCAAACAGAGAUACAGAGUUCUUAAUGCAAGUGCUAUCCCAGAGGGACAGUUCAUGGACAGCAAGAAGGCCUCAGAAAAGCUCCUUGGGUCCAUUGAUGUGGAUCACACCCAAUAUAGAUUUGGUCACACCAAGGUGUUCUUCAAAGCUGGACUGCUGGGGCUCCUGGAGGAGAUGAGAGAUGACAAGCUGGCAGAAAUCAUCACUCGCACACAAGCCAGAUGCAGGGGCUUCCUGAUGAGAGUGGAGUAUCGGAGAAUGGUGGAAAGGAGGGAGUCCAUCUUCUGCAUCCAGUACAACAUCCGUGCAUUCAUGAACGUGAAGCACUGGCCCUGGAUGAAGCUGUUCUUCAAGAUCAAGCCCUUGUUGAAGAGUGCAGAAUCUGAGAAGGAGAUGGCCAACAUGAAGGAGGAGUUUGAGAAAACCAAGGAAGAGCUUGCAAAGUCUGAGGCAAAGAGGAAGGAGCUGGAGGAGAAAAUGGUGAAACUGGUGCAGGAGAAGAAUGAUCUGCAGCUCCAAGUGCAGGCUGAAGCUGAUGCUUUAGCUGAUGCUGAGGAAAGAUGUGACCAGCUCAUCAAAACCAAAAUCCAGCUGGAGGCCAAAGUAAAGGAGGUGACUGAAAGGGCUGAGGAUGAAGAAGAAAUUAAUGCUGAGCUGACAGCCAAGAAGAGGAAACUGGAGGAUGAAUGCUCAGAGCUGAAGAAAGAUAUUGAUGACCUUGAGCUAACACUGGCCAAGGUUGAGAAGGAAAAGCAUGCCACUGAAAACAAGAGUGCCAUUGACAUCCUGGGAUUCACUGCUGAUGAGAAAACAGCCAUUUACAAGCUGACGGGGGCUGUCAUGCACUACGGGAAUCUGAAGUUCAAGCAGAAGCAGCGGGAGGAGCAGGCAGAGCCCGAUGGCACAGAAGUUGCUGACAAGGCUGCCUAUCUGAUGGGUCUGAACUCAGCAGACCUGCUCAAGGCACUGUGCUACCCCCGAGUCAAGGUUGGGAAUGAAUAUGUGACCAAGGGUCAAACCGUGCAGCAGGUGAACAAUUCAGUGGGUGCUUUGGCAAAGGCUGUCUAUGAGAAGAUGUUCUUGUGGAUGGUGGUUCGCAUCAACCAGCAGCUGGAUACGAAGCAGCCCAGACAGUACUUCAUUGGUGUGCUGGACAUUGCUGGCUUCGAGAUCUUUGAUUUCAACAGCCUGGAGCAGCUGUGCAUCAACUUCACCAAUGAGAAACUGCAACAGUUCUUCAACCACCACAUGUUCGUGCUGGAGCAGGAGGAGUACAAGAAGGAGGGGAUUGAAUGGACAUUCAUUGACUUUGGGAUGGACCUGGCUGCCUGCAUUGAGCUCAUUGAGAAGCCCAUGGGCAUCUUCUCCAUCCUGGAAGAGGAGUGCAUGUUCCCCAAGGCAACUGACACCUCUUUCAAGAACAAGCUCUAUGACCAGCAUCUGGGCAAGUCUGGAAACUUCCAGAAGCCCAAGCCUGCCAAAGGCAAGGCUGAGGCCCACUUCUCCCUGGUGCACUAUGCUGGCACAGUGGACUACAACAUCUCUGGCUGGCUUGAGAAGAACAAGGACCCCCUGAAUGAAACUGUCAUUGGGUUGUACCAGAAAUCAUCGGUGAAGACACUGGCCUUACUCUUUGCCUCCUAUGGUGGAGCAGAAACAGGUGCCAUGGAGCAUGAACUGGUACUUCACCAGCUGCGGUGUAACGGAGUGCUGGAAGGGAUCCGAAUUUGCAGGAAAGGUUUCCCCAGCAGAGUUCUCUAUGCUGACUUCAAACAGAGAUACAAAGUGCUAAAUGCCAGUGCCAUCCCAGAAGGACAGUUCAUUGAUAGCAAGAAGGCUUCUGAGAAGCUUCUUGGGUCAAUCGAUGUGGACCACACCCAGUACAAAUUUGGCCACACCAAGGUGUUCUUCAAAGCUGGGCUGCUGGGACUCCUGGAGGAGAUGAGGGAUGAGAAGCUGGCACAGCUCAUCACUCGCACCCAGGCCAGGUGCAGGGGCUUCCUGAUGAGAGUCGAAUACCAGAGAAUGGUGCAGAGGAGCACUAGUCUCGAAGCCCCCAAGGUGGCCAACUGCCCUCUUGUGAAAAUUGUCUCUGCUCUACGUUCUAACCGGGAGCUCUGCUUAUCUCCUGCCAGGAAGAAGCUGGCACAGCGCCUGCAGGAUGCAGAGGAACACGUUGAGGCUGUGAAUGCCAAAUGUGCCUCCCUGGAAAAGACCAAGCAGAGGCUGCAGAAUGAAGUGGAGGACCUGAUGAUCGACGUGGAGAGAUCUAAUGCUGCCUGCGCAGCUCUGGAUAAGAAGCAGAAGAACUUUGACAAGAUCCUGGCAGAAUGGAAGCAGAAGUAUGAGGAAACGCAGGCUGAGCUGGAAGCCUCCCAGAAGGAGUCUCGCUCUCUCAGCACGGAGCUCUUUAAGAUGAAGAAUGCCUAUGAGGAGUCCUUGGACCACCUGGAAACGCUGAAGCGGGAGAACAAGAACUUGCAGCAGGAGAUUUCUGACCUCACGGAGCAGAUUGCAGAGGGGGGAAAGGUGAUUCAUGAGCUGGAGAAAGUCAAGAAGCAGAUCGAGCAGGAGAAAUCUGAAAUCCAGGCUGCUCUAGAGGAAGCUGAGGCCUCCCUGGAACAUGAAGAGGGCAAGAUCCUGCGCCUCCAGCUUGAGCUCAACCAGGUGAAAUCUGAGAUUGACAGGAAGAUCGCAGAGAAAGAUGAGGAGAUUGACCAGAUGAAGAGAAACCACCUCAGAAUCGUGGAGUCCAUGCAGAGCACCCUGGAUGCUGAGAUCAGGAGCAGGAACGAAGCCCUGCGGCUGAAGAAGAAGAUGGAGGGAGACCUGAAUGAAAUGGAGAUCCAGCUGAGCCAUGCCAACCGCGUGGCUGCAGAGGCACAGAAGAACCUGAGAAACACGCAGGCAGUGCUCAAGGAUACCCAGAUACACUUGGACGACGCUCUCAGGACACAGGAGGACCUGAAAGAGCAGGUGGCCAUGGUGGAGCGCAGAGCAAACCUGCUGCAGGCUGAAAUUGAGGAGCUACGGGCAGCCCUGGAGCAGACGGAGCGCUCGAGGAAGGUGGCUGAGCAGGAACUGAUGGAUGCGACUGAGAGAGUUCAGCUCCUCCACACUCAGAACACCAGCUUGAUCAACACCAAGAAGAAGCUGGAAACAGACAUCGCCCAAAUUCAGGGUGAAAUGGAGGAUACGAUCCAGGAAGCCCGCAAUGCUGAAGAGAAGGCCAAGAAGGCCAUCACAGAUGCAGCCAUGAUGGCCGAAGAGCUGAAGAAGGAGCAGGACACCAGUGCCCACCUGGAGAGGAUGAAGAAGAACCUGGACCAGACGGUGAAGGACCUGCAGCACCGUCUGGAUGAGGCCGAGCAGUUGGCACUGAAGGGAGGCAAGAAGCAAAUCCAGAAGCUGGAGGCCAGAGUGAGGGAGCUGGAAGCGGAGGUUGACGCUGAGCAGAAGCGCAGCGCUAAAGCCGUGAAGGGCAUGCGCAAGUACGAGAGGAGGGUGAAGGAGCUGACCUACCAGUCUGAGGAAGAUCGGAAGAACAAUCUCAGGCUUCAGGAUCUGGUGGACAAGCUGCAAAUGAAGGUGAAAUCCUACAAGAGGCAAGCUGAGGAGGCUGAGGAGCUGUCCAAUGUCAACCUCUCCAAAUUCCGCAAGAUCCAGCACGAGCUGGAGGAAGCCGAGGAGCGGGCUGACAUUGCAGAGUCCCAGGUCAACAAGCUCCGUGUGAAAAGCCGGGAGUUUCAUGGCAAGAAGAUAGAAGAGGAGGAGUGAGGAUGUCAUGAGGCAGCGAAGUGACCUGGGGGAUGCACAAAAUGUGAACCUCUCCGUCGCUUUCUCCUGCAAUGAAUGUUUGUAACCAUGUCAAUGUCUAGAGAAUAAAGAUCAUAGGUUCCUUUGCAUACACAGCAGAA
Athene cunicularia (burrowing owl) is the source of this 6083-nucleotide messenger RNA. RefSeq names its product myosin heavy chain, skeletal muscle, adult-like. Gene Ontology annotation, molecular function: cytoskeletal motor activity; ATP binding; actin filament binding. The transcript is spliced from 39 exons. Gene Ontology annotation, cellular component: myosin complex. The record is from RefSeq and is a predicted model, not a curated record. Bases 1 to 5943 code for a protein of 1980 amino acids. NCBI's taxonomy places the organism in Eukaryota, Metazoa, Chordata, Aves, Strigiformes, Strigidae.